AUGGCAUACGAUGAAUCUGCGGAAAGCAAAUCACCAACAUCCAAAGCCAAGGAUCGCGUAAACCAAAUCACAUCUCACGUCUCCGUCUCUUCUCCAUCAAAGACCAAGGAAGAAAACGAAGACACCUCGCAAAGAGCAAAUAGCUCCCGACGCCGGCGCAGGAAGUCGGCAGAGAAUGGCCCUCCAGCCGACUAUAGCGAUAUCCUUUCCCAGAUACACACGCUACAAUCCAUGGCCUCAACGCCUGACCCUUCACGCUCAGGCUACGCGCGCCAGAAGCAGACCGGGAAAUUGUGGGUACGGGAGAGGGUAGAACAGAUGUUUGAUCGCGGGAGUGUAAGAGAGAUUGGCAGUGUGAGUGGGACAGUCAGAUGGCGGCCAAAGCUGAAGCAAGAAGUGAGCGGCAACGAGGACACAACCGUGGGCGACAAACCGGCAGAAGAAGAACCGGAUUCAUUCGUACCCAGCAACAACGUGCAAGGCUUGGCUCUGGUGGGUGGUAGGAAAGUUUGUUUCACAGCGGACGAUUAUUCAUUACGGGCUGGUCAUGCCGAUGGAGCAUUGUGGGAGAAAACAAUGUAUUUGGAGAAGCUCUGCCUCCACCUCCGCCUUCCAAUAGUGAAGUUGGUAGAUGGGUCGUCAGGUGGUGGAUCUGUGACUAGCAUUAGGACCAUGGGCUAUUCCUAUGUCCCACCUCUUAAUUCCUUCGAUGUCGUUGUUGCCCAGCUCAAUGCAGGUAUCCCAAACCUAGGAGCCGUCCUUGGCCCGGCCAUUGGACUCGGAGCGGCCCGCGUGGUAUCCUGCCACUUCUCUGUGAUGGCUGGAGACAUCGGCUCCCUGUUCAAUGCUGGGCCCAAGGUCGUGGCAGGUGCGACAUUCGAAGAAGGUCUCAGUCUUCAAGACCUAGGUGGCCCUGAUAUGCAUGUCCGCAACGGAACAAUAGACAAUUAUGCAGCCAAUGAGCAGGACGCGUUUAGGCAGUUAAGAACAGUUCUGUCAUACCUCCCGAAUAGCGGAGCAUCUAUGCCGCCCGUCCUGAAGACGGAAGAUCCAAGCUCGAGGACGGAUGAGAUACUUAGAAGUGCAAUCCCGAGGCGAAAGGAGCGAAUGUACUGCCCACGAAAGAUAAUCAACACGAUCGUGGACAAGUCUUCGUUCUUCGAAAUAGGGCCUUUAUGGGGUUCCACAGCCAUUGUCGGACUAGCACGCCUCAGAGGUCAACCAGUAGGUGUUAUUGCGAACAACUGCGAGGUGAACGCGGGUGCGCUGGAUGCAGCAGGCUCACAGAAAAUCACCAAACACUUGAAAUUUUGCGAUAUCUUCAACUUGCCUGUCGUACAGUUUGUUGAUAUCCCAGGGUAUGCUAUUGGCACAACAGCCGAGAGGACGGCCACUAUGAGACACGGUGUUGCCCUUGUAGCUGCCUACUAUAGUACGACAAUGCCAAUCUUCAAUGUUAUUCUCCGCAAAGUCUACGGAGUGGCGGGUGCAGCGAUGAUGGAUUGCCGUGAUCCCAGGAUGAGGGUAGCGUGGCCGAGCGGCGAUUGGGGAUCCUUGCCUCUUGACGGUGGAAUAGAGGUGGGCCACAGUGCAGAUUUGAAGCGUGCCUACCAGGAAGGGUACAGAGAAGGUGGCAACGAGGAGGGUAAAGAGCGGAUGAAAGCACAUUACGACGAGCUUGAACGUGAUUACAGGCGCUUGAUGAAUCCAGUACGAACUGCAAAUGCCUUCGGGAUCGAGGAGAUCAUCGAUCCAGCGACUACUCGACCUUUACUUUGCCAAUGGGCUAACCAUGUCUACGAAGAAUUAUUACCAAUCAGGAUAAGGGAUAGGGAUACGGGAAAGAUAUGUCCGAAGUUCUCCUGA
Molecule: messenger RNA, 1866 nt
Organism: Truncatella angustata
Lineage: Eukaryota; Fungi; Ascomycota; Sordariomycetes; Amphisphaeriales; Sporocadaceae
Product: propionyl-CoA carboxylase-like protein
Exons: 2
Coding region: 1-1866 (621 amino acids)
Molecular function (GO): propionyl-CoA carboxylase activity
Source: RefSeq, a predicted model, not a curated record